CCAGUUGAAUGUACAAUACUUGUUUUUUUAUAAUAUAUAAAAAAAAAAAAACUUGUACUUUGAUGCUCAUUAGUCAAAUAACGUCCAGCUCCACCUCUGUAGAUGUUUUGGGUUGAGCUUGACCUAGUCCAGCUCCACUUCUGUGGAUCUAAUGUGCAGAGGUGGGUGUGGUUGUACGACCUUGCUCCACUCAUCACGCUCAAACUACAUCUUGAGAGGGGGAGCUGGACCUUACGAUCCUCCACACAGCUCAAUGAACCAGCACUCGGAACCAUGAAACAUCUCAUGGUUGCAAGUCGGACUCGCAUUCAAGCGGACGUUGUUGCCACAGGCAGCCGCUGGCGUUGUCUGCAGUUUCUCUCUUUCGAAUUAGUCAACAAGCAAGCUUUGAAACGUUAAACAAAUCUGAAUAGUACUUUAAAAGACCACGCAUGAGGCUACUUUGUAAUAUAAUUAUUUAAUUGUUAUCACUGUCAACUGCAUAAGUCAACAAAAUGCAGAGGGGAUUAACAUCGCCUAAGUAACGUUAAGUGUCAAUUGAUCAUGCGCAACUGGUGAAGACAAGUGGCUUUUCUCCCUACAUACGAAACUUUGGAGCAUUUUUUAACGGCGUGAUCAAAACCAACACGACACUUGAGAUGAUAACCUACUUCGUGAGAAAUUUAACAAGACGUCUUGCCGCACUUCAUCGUUCCUCGCAAUGACGGAGCGCUAUCCUUUAGCCGAGAAGGCCAUGUCGGAGGGCUACGCUCGGCUCCGGUUCAGGGACACGUCUCUACUGAUUUGGCAACAGCAACAGCAGGAUCUGGAGAAAGCGCCUCCGACCAAUUACCUGAGCCGAAGUCAGAGCUCGUGGUACAGCCAGUAUGGCAACCAGGCAGUCGUGGUCCAGGACAAAACAAGACUGAAAGACUCUAGCGGCACUGGACAGUCCCGGAUUUGUGCUGUUAUGUGAUGGUAUUCGUGUUGUGACUACAACACGCACAUUUGAGUGUUUAUGUCCAGUCAGAAAUACUGUAAUUUGUCCACAUGCAAUUAUUCAGACAAGCUGGUGGGCAAGUCUACACAGUGCUUCAUGAACAAAGCAUCAGUAUUUUAACAUUUUGCAAAGUGCAGCAGGAGUAUGAGGAACAUUGCCUGCUUGGUUACAGACUAAAAGGGACCAGAUGUAUUUUUAUCGCAUUGGCUAUCCCAAUUUAACAAACUGCGCAUGCCUUUAUUUUUGUUAAAGUGGGUUUUAUGGUAGCAGUGCUAUUCUGUGGGGAAAACAGCAAUUCAGAAAUUGCUGUUCCUUAAUUCUCAACUAGAUUAUACAGCAGUCAGCAUUUGAAGUUGAUCAAACCAUUUAAUUAAACAAUACCCGUUCUUAUGGGACAACUUUUUUGAUUCACUUCAGAUGUUGACUACUGUACUUUUACUUGGUUUCAUCCAUUAAAGAAAUCUGGUUACUUGUCCAAGCAACUAUUUUCAUGUUUACAUUACAUGUAUUAAGAAUUAAAUGUGACAGAGCAAUCUUAACUGUAUAGUGCACACUAAUAAUUAGGAUUUAGUCAUGGUUUCAGACAAGGCUUAAUAUAGUCCCAGACUAAAAUGCAUGUUUGAGCUGUUUUAACUGAAAGUAACUUGUACUGGCAUUUCUUAAAAUAUGCCUGUGCUAUUGUUAUGCACACCAGUGAUGGUUUUUCUAAGGCACGUUUAUAAAAGAAAUCAGGGUUGGUUUCACAGAUAGGGCUUAUAUUAAGCCAGGAUUAGUUCUUAGUUCAAUUAUGACAUUUAAGUAUCUUUUAUGAACAUGCCUUAGGUAAAAAAAUAAUAAUUAAAAAAAAAAACAACAAAAAAAACAUUACUGGUGUGCAUCUUGAGACAAAACAAUGGCACAUACUUAGGCCUAUUUCAAGAUUAUGUCAGUGCAAUUUGCUUUCAGUUAAAACAUUUUAGUCUGUGCUUAAGAUUUGUGAAUCUAUGGGUAAAAUGUCCUAAUGAAACUAAUACUCAAUCCUGGCUUAAUAUAAGCCCGAUCUGUGAAUACAGGCCAAAUAUGCUUGCUUUAUCUGUAUUAUAUCAUGCUUUUUAUGUACCUUUAAUGCCUUUUUUAUGCUAAUGUGAAAUCAAGAUCUUGAUUUGCUGGUACAUUUUGACAACCUCAUUACACCGUUAAACAGUAUCUUACUCUUACUAUUGAAUUUAAUGUCUUUAAAAAAAAAAAAAAAAACAUUAAGUGCGCUCAAAUAAAUGCAUCUAGAUAGUAAAAAGACACUCCUAUGGGUUUUUGUGAUUUAUUUACAAAAAACGAGGGGCUCAGUGUCCAAAUCUCCGAUUAGCUUAUACAUCAGAUAUUACCAUGGUAAGUCUGUGCCAAAACAUACUUGUCAACUUGCUUUCACUUGCUGAACUUAAACAUAUGCAGCGCUACCAAUUUUAAAAUUUCACUCGAAAGAAUGACAUUUACAUGUUAUAAACUGCUCAAAAAAUUUAAGAAAUAUACUGUAAAUUGGCAUGCAAUACACAAAUGUUCUCUCUCUUUCUCUCAUAAAAAAAGAACUAAAAUUCUCAGACCCAAGACAGAGUUGACGAAUAAGUAGUGAAUAUACAUUUAUAUCUGUAAUUAUAUAUCCUAUGUAUCUGUAUAUCUCUGUCUGCAUCGUUUUCAGUAACAUGAACCCCAGUAGUAUUUACUGGGCUCUGCUGGAGGAAUUGAGGAAGAGGAGCUGUAACAGAAAUUAUUUUAGAGACAAGGUAGGUUAUAGUCACAAGGAACAUGUAAUGCAUAACAGUGGUAUAAUGAAUAAAAUCAAAACAUAAUUAAAAGCAUCCUACAUAUAAGGAGGAAACCCAGGAAGUCACUUUACAUCACAAUUGUUUGAUGCUGAUGAUU
Pimephales promelas (fathead minnow) is the source of this 2875-nucleotide messenger RNA. RefSeq names its product BRD3 opposite strand (gene brd3os). The record is from RefSeq and is a predicted model, not a curated record. Lineage: Eukaryota; Metazoa; Chordata; Actinopteri; Cypriniformes; Leuciscidae.